GCGCAGUGCAACUCUUGUUGUGACUGCGAGGUCCUGUUUCAAUCACUGGCGUCGGACGGACGACACCGACUCAAAACCUUUUCACCUUCUCCCGAACGACGUCAAAAUACCUAUUGGAGAAAGGGGGGGAGAAGAAGCAGCUCCUCGGAGUUUUAAUUUGAAAGUGCCUCGCAGGGCUUUGAGAAUUUCCCCUUGUCGUGCUACUUUGAGGGUCCGACGGAUUUUUUUUAUUUUUUCCCCUUUCACCACGAUUCGCUAUAUAGUUAAAACUUUUCUUGUAUUUUUACGUGGUGGCUCGUAGAAGUAGACCCGCCUAUGACCUUCACGUCUUAAGAUUAUUUCUACACUUUACUGGAUCCGCCAUUAUUUGAUACACUCACACGCGCUCUGCAACAUUUUCGACACUUUUUCUUUCCCGUUUUCCUUUGAAUGCGUUGCAAAUAUGAUGACGUCACCGACGCCACUUUUUCCCGAAGUUAUGGCGGAGCACAACUGUUCUAACUUCUCUUGACCAUUGAGUGCACUUGGCUUUACUAAUGGAGCACCUCCAGGGAGCGUGGAAGACCCUGAGCAACGGCUUCGGAAUGAAGGACUCGGCGUUCGAGGGCCCGUGCCUCUCGCCGACCUCGGUCCAGGGCUUUUCCUGCCAGCGCCGCUCCUCCGACGACAGCAAGAUGCCCGACUCCAAGACCAGCAGCACCAUUCGCGUCUACCUCCCCAACCAGCAGCGCACUGUGGUGAACGUACGACCAGGUAUGACCCUGUACAGUUGCCUGAUUAAAGCGUUAAAGGUGAGAGGUCUGCAACCUCAGUGCUGCGCAGUGUUCAGGCUGCAUCCAGGACAGAGGAGUAAAAAAUCUCGGAUGGAUUGGAACACCGACUCCGCCUCCCUGAUUGGAGAAGAGCUGCUGGUGGAGGUUUUAGAUCACGUCCCCUUGACGACGCACAAUUUUGUCCGGAAGACCUACCUGAAACUGGCCUUCUGCGAUAUUUGCCAGAAGUUUCUUUUGAAUGGUUUUCGGUGCCAAACGUGCGGCUACAAGUUCCACGAGCACUGCAGCACCAAAGUGCCCACCAUGUGUGUGGACUGGAGCAACAUCAGACAACUCCUGUUGUGUCCGGCGCCCGGUGACAGCGGCGCCCCGUCGCUGCGCCCGCUGACGUCUCGGCGGAUGAGGGAGUCUUUGACGCGGUUCCCAAGCUCCGCUCACCGCUACUCCACCCCGCACGCCUUCAACUUCGCCGCGCCGUGCACGCCCACGGGCGGCUGGCUCUCCCAGAGGCAGCGCUCCACCUCCACGCCCAACGUCCACAUGGUCAGCACCACCCUGCCCGUAGACAGCAGCGUGAUCGAGCUAGACCGCCUGAGUGCCUCCCCCGGCUCCUGGUGCCGUAGGUUCUGGCUGAAGAGGAAAGUAGGUAUUGUGCACUUCUCCCAGUCUUUUGUCGAGGCCUCAUCCGAGAGUCCCGGAAAGGAUGCAAUGCGUGAUCACGACUCGGGCGGGAGUUCCCCCAGCCAGAGCCCCACAGGCUGGUCCCAGUCCAAAGCGCCUGCGCCCGCCCAGCGGGAGAGGGCCCCGUCCUUCAACAACCACGAGAAAAACAAAAUUAGGCCUCGGGACAAGCGGGACUCGAGCUACUACUGGGAGAUCGAGGCCAGCGAAGUGCAUCUGAACUCCCGCAUCGGAUCAGGCUCGUUUGGGACAGUGUACAAAGGGAAAUGGCACGGUGACGUAGCGGUGAAGAUUUUAAAGGUGACUGACCCCACACCGGAGCAGUUUCAGGCAUUCAGGAAUGAAGUGGCAGUCUUGAGGAAGACGCGGCACGUCAACAUCCUGCUGUUCAUGGGCUACAUGACGCAGGACAAUCUGGCCAUUGUGACCCAGUGGUGUGAAGGCAGCAGCCUCUACAAACACCUUCACGUCCUGGAGACCAACUUCAAGAUCAUCCAGCUCAUAGACAUCGCCCGGCAGACAGCUCAGGGCAUGGACUAUCUGCACGCGAAGAACAUCAUCCACCGGGACAUGAAGUCCAACAACAUCUUCCUGCAUGAGGGGCUGACGGUGAAAAUCGGGGACUUCGGUCUGGCGACGGUGAAGGCCAGGUGGAGUGGCUCGCAUCAGGUGGAGCAGCCUUCCGGAUCCAUCCUCUGGAUGGCUCCUGAGGUCAUCCGGAUGCAGGAUAACAACCCCUACAGCUUCCAGUCUGAUGUCUAUUCCUAUGGAAUUGUUCUCUUUGAGAUCCUGACCGGGGAGCUCCCGUACUCCCUGAUAGCCACCAGAGAUCAGAUUAUCUUCAUGGUGGGAAGAGGCUAUUUGUCCCCAGACCUCAGCAAGCUCUAUAAAAACUGCCCCAAAGCUAUGAAGAGGUUGGUGGCCGACUGCAUCAAGAAGUCCAAAGACGAGCGGCCCCUCUUCCCCCAGAUCUUGUCCUCCAUUGAGCUUCUCCAGCAUGCCUUACCUAAGAUAAACCGCAGUACCUCAGAGCCGUCCCUGCACCGAGCCGCCCACACCGAGGAUAUCAACAUCUGCACCCUGACCUCCACCAGACUGCCUUGUUUCUAGAGACUCAGCCAGCGCGCCUCCUCCUCUCCUCACAUCUCCCCGUAUGGAGAUAUCCACAAAUUCUCUACGUGGACAGAAAAAAAAAUGUACACGCGUAAAUUGCGCUAAUCAACAGAAUAAGUAAGGAGAGGAGAGGGGAGGAAAGGGCUCCGGAGUUCUACUUUUGGAAGGAAGUGAGUAAUUGGAAGAACACGUGAAGAGGCGAGCGUCGGAUGCAUAGCACUGCAUGUAUUAAGAAGUAUGCACAGGCUCCACGGGGGCAAUGCAUUUGGCAACAUUUGUAAAUAUGCGCGCACGCACGCCUACCUAAGACAACGCGGAAGUGGACACUGAAGGAAGCUCGAGAGGAAGACGGACGUGUCUCUCUUGAUUCGGGUUUGGUGAUGUGAAGCACACCUUUUUUUUUUUUUGCCAUCCGGCUGCCUUUUUUUCAGCUUAUAUGCCUUUAAGAGGAAGCAAAGCCUGGCCUGAGAUCCCACACAGCUCGCCUCCUCUGGUUGGUUGUAAUCCAUCUAGCUUUAUUUAGCAUUGUCUCAAAUGAUAAUGGCGUAGAUAUGGUAAGUUUUUUUUUUUUUUUUUUUAAUUCUUUUUUUUGGGGGGGGAGGGUUAUUUUGGAGGACCUGUAGCAUGUCGAACAGCGAGCACGAGUGAUGGCAGAUCAAAUUGAAUUUGCAUAUUUUUCGCAAAAGCAAUGGUUACGUUUGAACGGUUUCCACAGUGGCUUCGUAGCGCUCAGUAAAUGAUCCGUAGAUACGAACACAUUCUUAUCAAUGUGUGGCGGUUGUCUUAAAUGCUUAAAAUGAUUUGGAAACUAAUUUGUAUUCGUUGUCUUUGUCUCUUUCCGGAGGUUAAACGUGUUAAUGUGUACUUGGUGAGAGUUGUCUAUUCGAUAUUUUAAUAAAAUUAAGUUAAAUUGUUAUA
Pungitius pungitius (ninespine stickleback) is the source of this 3485-nucleotide messenger RNA. RefSeq names its product Raf-1 proto-oncogene, serine/threonine kinase a (gene raf1a). Gene Ontology annotation, molecular function: protein kinase activity; ATP binding. The transcript is spliced from 18 exons. The coding region runs from base 537 to 2564 and encodes 675 amino acids. Gene Ontology annotation, cellular component: cytoplasm. Lineage: Eukaryota; Metazoa; Chordata; Actinopteri; Perciformes; Gasterosteidae. Gene Ontology annotation, biological process: protein phosphorylation; Ras protein signal transduction. The record is from RefSeq and is a predicted model, not a curated record.